CCAAUGGAGAAUAGCACAGAAGCGACAGAGUUCACCCUCUUGGGAUUAACUGAUGACCCCAAUCUUCAGGUUCCCCUCCUCCUGCUGCUUUUGUUCACCUACCUCCUCACUCUGGCUGGAAAUGGGGGAAGGAUGGCAAUCAUCCACUCAGACUCCCAUCUUCACGCUCUGACGUACUUCUUCCUCAGCAACCUCUCCUUUGCAGACCUGGGUGAUUCAUCAGCCGUAGCUCCUAAGAUGGUGGCUGCAUUGCAGUCAGGGAACAAAGUCAUCUCCUACAAUGGAUGUGCUGUCCAGUUCUUCUUUGUGGGUUUUGCCACGGUCGAGUUCUACCUCCUGGCCUGCAUGGUCUAUGACCACCAUGCAGCUGUCUGUAGACCUCUUCAUUACACCACCACCAUGACAGCAAGUGUGUGUGCCCUCCUGGCUAUUGGCUCCGAUGUCUGUGGUUUCCUCAAUGCUUCCAUCCACACAGCAGACAACUUUAGAUUCUCCUUCUGUGGUUCUAAUGCGAUUAAUCAUUUUUUCUGCAACAUUCCCCCACUCCUGGCUCUCUCAUGCUCCAACACACGCAUCAGCAAGUCAGUCGUUUUCUUUGUCAUUGGCUUCAAUGUCUUUUCCACUCUCCUGGUCAUCCUCAUCUCUUACCUAUUCAUAUACAUUGCCAUUCAAAAGAUGCAUUCUGCUGAAGGACAGAAGAAAGCCUUCUCCACUUGUGCGUCCCAUCUCACCACAGUCUCCAUCUUCCAUGGUGCAAUCAUCUUCCUGUACUUACAGCCCUCCUCCAGCCAGUCCCUUUAG
This is a messenger RNA of Rhinolophus ferrumequinum (greater horseshoe bat), 801 nucleotides long. RefSeq names its product olfactory receptor 1444-like. NCBI's taxonomy places the organism in Eukaryota, Metazoa, Chordata, Mammalia, Chiroptera, Rhinolophidae. The coding region runs from base 4 to 801 and encodes 265 amino acids. Gene Ontology annotation, cellular component: membrane. The record is from RefSeq and is a predicted model, not a curated record. Gene Ontology annotation, biological process: sensory perception of smell; G protein-coupled receptor signaling pathway. Gene Ontology annotation, molecular function: olfactory receptor activity; odorant binding. The transcript has a single exon.